UAGUCUACUAAAGAUGAAUAUUUAGUUAAACUGGUAAAUUACAACACUGUUUUCCAGAUGAAUAAAACAUUUUUUUUUUACUCGGGAACAGCACAGGGAAAACGACACCAUUUUAGUUUUAAAACGAAGAUGGUUUUACUUCAGCCCCAUUGAGAGGAACUGGCUUGCGGUUGGUUUAAAGAGCGAGGAGUACGCGGAAACUAUUCAAUGUGAUUGUUUUCAUUCCCCAGGUCAAACGGAACCGGGCUGUACGGGGUCUACAGACAAUGAGAGAGAGAGGAGUGUGCAGUCAUAGAUUUGUCUCAAUCCAGAAAACUGGGAUAGAAAGAGAUCAACGAAUCUGCAAGUUGAUUAUUAUUAUUAUUAUUAUUUUUUUUAAAUGUAAUUUAAUUAAACAUUAUACAGUUAUCACCGAGACAGACGAGAACAAGAAUGGAGCUGUAGGUGUGGAUUCAAGACAGGGUAGAAGAUGGAGCAUGAUCUCAUCAAGGAGGAGGUCCUUGGGCAAGCUACAAUACCAAAGCCAUUAAAAAAGACUCCUAUUGAAGAUAAAGAGGUGGACUACUACUUUGCAAGGGGUGGCAGUGUGUUAGGGUCUACCCACAUUAAAGAGGAGGUCAUUGACCCAGAACUGGAGUCUUUCCACAUUAAAGGACUCCCUGGACUGCAGUCUGAGUUCUUUGCAGAGAAUAGCAGUGUGCUUGGCUCUGUCUGUGUUGCAGAGGGACAGGAGAAUGGAAAGAAAAUGCGCCAGGAUCGAAUGCGUACUGGGGACACUUUGUAUUGCUGCAUUGAAUGUGGAAAGAGUUUUAGUUCUUUAGACGCCCUUACAAAUCACCAGCAAACUCACCCAAGAGAAACCUUGUUCCACAGCGCUGGCGGGAGUGUCUGUGAGUCACAAGAUCAAGAAACAUCUGAGACAAAAGGGACUGUGGAUCAAGAACAUCAAUCUUACCCCUGCCCUCACUGUGACCUCUAUUUCACUGGGGAACAGCACCUUGAGAAGCAUAUCCAAAACAGACACACGGAGCACCCUUUUCCCUGCGCUCUCUGUGGGAAGAGUUUCAAGGACUCUGACAAACUGAAAAAGCACCAGCAAGUUCACGUGGGACAGAAACCGCACCGUUGCAGUGAAUGCAGCAAGAGUUUUACUCAGUCUUCAGCCCUGAAAACGCACCAGCGAAUCCACACAGGGGAGACCCCCUAUCACUGUGCCGAAUGUGGCAAGAGAUUCAAGCAGCUGGGAGCUCUCAGAACUCACCAGCGCUAUCACUCUGGAGACGCCCCCUACCACUGUGCUGAGUGUGGCAAGACUUUCAAACAGUUAGGAGACCUUAAAAAACACCAACAAGUUCACACUGGCGAGAGGCCGUAUCACUGUACCGAAUGUGGGAAGGGUUUCAGAGACUUAGGACACCUUAAAACGCACCAGCGACUUCACACAGGAGAGACUCCCUAUCACUGCAAUGAGUGCGAGAAGCGUUUCAAGCAGUUGGGAGAUCUGAAAACGCACCAGAGAAUUCACACAGGAGAGACCCCGUAUCGCUGUAUCGAUUGCGGGAAGAGUUUCAGAGAGUCAGGGCACCUUAAAAAACACCAACGCAUUCACACAGGUGAGGCACCGUAUCUCUGCACUGACUGUGGGAGGCGUUUCAACGAUUCGGGCAACCUUAAGAGACACCAGCGGAUUCACACAGGGGAGACUCCACACCAGUGUACGGACUGUGGGAAGAGUUUUAGACAUUUGGGAGAUCUUGUAAAACACCAGCGGGUUCACACAGGAGAGACACCUUAUCGCUGUACUGAAUGUGGAAAGAGUUUUGGGCAGUCCGGUACCCUGAAAACUCACCAGCGAACCCACAAAAGAGACAAAUUGCUGAACUGCACCAAAGACGUGUUGUAUCUCCUGGAUACAAUGGACGACUUGAAGAUGGAGCCCGUACAAGUUGAAGAGUAUGUUCUAGAGCAGGGAUGUUCUACCACAAAACCGUUUACAAAAUGUACACCAAUUCAGGAGGAUGCCCUUGUACUGGAAUCUGACUCGAUUGCGAAGGAUGUCUUCAAACUGGGGUUUGUCCCCGUUCUGAAAACUGGCCACCACAAGAUUAACACGAAGGCCUCAAAAAGCUUGCAUACUAAUUUUAAAGUGGAGCAAAAAUCUAUACAGAAAAAACUUCUGAUCCCUCCGCUGAACUCGAUUCCUAAAGGAGAAACCUCAACGGAAGAACUAGUCGUCAAGGAUCGAGAGGAGCUCUCAUCCGCAUUGGACCACAAACCUCAGUCCUACCCGUGUCCUCGCUGCCGGAUCUAUUUCACUGGGGAGGAGUACCUGGAGAAGCAUAUCCAGGAGACCCAUGGAGAACGAAUCCUCACAGAAGACACCCUGUACUGCUGCAUCGAAUGCGGCAAGAGCUUCAGCUCUCUGGACGGCCUUACAAACCACCAGCUAACGCACGGCACCGAGGCCUCCCUGCAGUGCCGCGAGUGCGGAAAGACCUUCGGAAACUCCUGCACCUUUAAAAGACAUCUCCGGAUCCACACUGGCGAAACCCCUUACCAGUGCCAGGAGUGUGGGAAGAGCUUCCGGGAGUCUGGGAACCUCAAAAUCCACCAGCGCAUUCACACAGGAGAGCGGCCGUACCACUGCAGCGAGUGCGGGAGGACGUUUACCAGAUCAGAGCACCUGAAAAGCCAUCAAAGGAGCCACACCGGAGAGAUGCCGUUUCACUGUGCCGAAUGCGGGAGGAGCUUUGUCGAGUCGCGCGCACUCAGGGCCCACCAGCGGACGCACACGGGCGAGACGCCUUAUCACUGCUCCCACUGCGGGAAAGGGUUUAAGCAAUCCAAUGCUCUCAAAACCCACCAGAGGAUCCAUACCGGAGAAACUCCCUACGAGUGUGCGGACUGUGGGAAGAAGUUCCGAACUUCCAAGCAGUUGACGAUCCACCAGCGCACUCACACAGGAGAGAAGCCCUAUCGCUGUGCUGUCUGUGGGAAGUGCUUCAAGGAGCUGGGAGCCCUGAAAAAGCACAAGCGUAUUCACACAGGCGAUAAGCCCUAUCACUGUAGCGAAUGUGGGAAGAGGUUUACCUACUCAUACCAGCGCAAAACCCACAGGUGCUGAUGCCAAAGAUGAAUACGGAAUCCUCCUCCGCUGGCUCGGGAGCCUCGUGGGUUGGGUAUUUUGUUGCCAGAAUAAGUUGAUUUGAUUGUUAAAUAUCUUGCUUCAAAAAUAUGUUUUAAAACAUUUUAAACUAAUUUUAAAACUCCUGUUUUUAAUUUCAAAAAUUAUUUUAAACAAAGUCCAAAUUCUAGGUAUUUACCAGAAAUGAUUUACUCCAAAUUGGGAUUAUAGAAUUCAGGGUCUGGGUGGAGAUUUAAUUGGUUCAAUUAAACAAUCUAGAACAGGGUUGGAACAAAGACCAGGACUGGAAGGGCUAACUUUGUCCAUCCCUGUCUUAGAAGAAUUCAAUAGCCAACUGACCCCUCUUCAAAAAAAAAAAAAAAAGGUGAAUAAUUUUAAUAAG
Polyodon spathula (Mississippi paddlefish) is the source of this 3527-nucleotide messenger RNA. Its product is annotated as zinc finger protein 585A-like. Lineage: Eukaryota; Metazoa; Chordata; Actinopteri; Acipenseriformes; Polyodontidae. Gene Ontology annotation, biological process: regulation of transcription by RNA polymerase II. The record is from RefSeq and is a predicted model, not a curated record. Gene Ontology annotation, molecular function: DNA-binding transcription factor activity; RNA polymerase II cis-regulatory region sequence-specific DNA binding. Bases 470 to 3124 code for a protein of 884 amino acids. The transcript has 5 exons.